Molecule: messenger RNA, 4218 nt
Organism: Micropterus salmoides (largemouth bass)
Lineage: Eukaryota; Metazoa; Chordata; Actinopteri; Centrarchiformes; Centrarchidae
Exons: 8
Coding region: 2319-3995 (558 amino acids)
Biological process (GO): DNA integration
Molecular function (GO): nucleic acid binding
Source: RefSeq, a predicted model, not a curated record
AGGAAACAUACUCAUUUAAUGUAUGUCCACACUCCACAGCUUUAUUUAACAUUACUUUGAUCAAUUUUAAUUGUCUUUCUUUUAUAGCUCUUCACAACAACACUUAUAGACUUGUGGGCCAAAUGUUGGCAGUUUGUCUCAUCCAUGGAGGGGUGUCGCCACACUUUUUUUCCAAGAGGCUUUUUAAUCAAGUCUGUGGUCUUCCACCUAGUCCAGCAACCAUUGAAGAGGUGGUAGACCACAGCCUUAGGGCAAAACUGGAGAAGGCAAGUUUGGAAGUCAUUACACACUUUACACACCUGUCUCUGGCCAAUAAAUGUUCAAGUAUUUGGUAGUGGCUACUCUCUAUUUCUUUUUAUAAUUUCAGAUAAGCAGUGCAGUAGCGCUACAGGAUGCAAGGCAGGCUGUCAAUGAAGCGGCCGAAGAGUUGGCAAUGAUGGGAGCCCUACGGCACCUCCGCUCGUUGGACCACAGGGGGGAAUUGAUGGAAGCUGUCCUCCAGUUCCACUGUGAAGGCCGAAUCUAUGCAGCCCUCCAACAAUUCAAAGAAGGACUAACUUCACUUGGUGUCCUGGAUGAAGUCACCUCACAUCCACAAGACUUUGAAAAAGUCUUCCUCCAGGACACAACAACCCUAAAGGCCAGCGACAUUGUGGGGGUGUUCCAGGCCAGAUGCCGAUCCCUCCCAUCAUCAAAUAGGAGGCGGUUGGAAGCCAGGACCAUUGUAUUCUGGAAAGACUGGCUCCUGGAGGUGGAAGGUGGACUUGCUGGACCAAUCACACUGGAGCAGGUCCUAAUUUUUGGAACAGGUCUCCGCAGAAUCCCAGCAAUGGGCUUUUCAGUGCAGCCUGAGCUGGCAUUUUUACACCCUGAAGAUGGACAUGCCAAGUUUCCCCAGGCCAACACCUGCGCGUUGGUGCUACAUCUACCCGUGGGUCAAACCUACAGUAUAUUCAAAACUAACAUGGAGCUUGGGAUAGGCUCUGCACAGCAGUUUGGGUUGGCCUAAAUGGUGUCUAUUUGUCUUUUCACUUUUGGAGUGAAGUUCUCAGGAUUUGUUCAUUUGUUCAUAGUUGUUUUGUUUUUUUCUGUUCAUAUUUUCUGUUCACAAACCUCACAUUAGUUUAGUUUUAAAAAAAGAAGUAAAUUGUAAUUGUCAUGUAUUGGUACAAAAUUUGUAUGAAAAUGCUAACUUAAUAUAAAUACAAUAUUAUGUAAAAUUAUAUCACACAAAGUGUAACCUAUUUAUUGUAGUUGAGUAAAAGUGUGGAUAACUAUAUAUAUAUAUAUAUAUAUAUAUACACACACACACACACACACUAGUAUUAUAGUGCUUUAUUUCUUUUAAGAAGCAAUUCAAUUGUUUGUUUCAAAUUAAACUGAACCAAUGCUUUAAUGGCCUGUUCCCAUAUACUCCCUCGUUCUGUCCUCAUUAACCGACAGGUUUUGCACUUAUCAAGUUACUUUUAGUGGCUACCAGUGUAACAUUAUUACCAUGACCAGUUAUGAAGUGCCCUAGGUUGUAAUUGACAAAUUGGGCAACUUUAAUCCAGAUCCAACUGUUUGUGGGUUUUGUUGUGCCUUUUCAUGAAAUUAAUUAUAAUAUAAAUUUUAAAUUAUGCUAUAGAGUUUUCGUUUUUAUUAAUCGAGUUUCAACAACUGCCUCUGAUUGGUUAUUCCUUGCCUAAAGUUGGGGUUAGAGUUAGCCAAUCAGGCAGAUUCGGAGGCAGGCCUCGACAGAAAGCCGGUCAAAGCAAGAAGUGUUUUCAGAACUACUAGCAAAAAGUUACUUGUAUACGAAAACUCAUCUGUCUAAAGUGAAUUUGCAUUUCCCAGGUAAGUUGAUGUAUACUUGGCCAGAACAAUGUUUAACGUGGUAAAAAUAAAGUUCUGUAAGUACUUAUUUGCGACUCGUAAUUGUUACUGCUCAGUUAGCAGAUGAGGGAACGUUCAUGCCGCCGCCAUUGCUGUAAGUUAACAUUAGUUUGAGCAUCGGCUUGUAGCCUGGAAUGAGACCUCGUGAGACCCCCUCGCUCAUACCAGCAUUGCGUUAAUGUUACAACUAAAUGGGAUUUAUCAUGUUAUGUCAAAAAACAGUGUUAAGUUAAACAACAUUUAGUUGUGCAGGCAGACUCUUGAAUUAAUGAAAAAUAUUAAUUACCCUUCAUAGCUUUUAGUGGAAACUUUUAUUUUGUGUAUUUGUAGUAUUUUCGUGUGUAUUUUGAGAAUCUCAGAUUCUGUGUACAAGAGGGAAACGGGAACUCUGUAAAGUAAUUGUAAACCUCGUGAUAUUUUUGCAUUUGGUCAAAGCCAAGUUGAUGGGUGGGUGGUACCAAAGACACAGAAGAACUCUCAGUUGUCCUUCUAAACUCAAUUCAGACAGACAUCUGAAAGAAGUUAUGGCUCGGAGGACCUUCAUCUUGCGGUGCAGGCACAUUCUUCAAGACUGUACACGGCGUCUGUUGAUGGACGAUGUUGGAUCUGGUGUGCAACUCUUAACAUUGACGAGGCUAGAGACAAUGCACAGAAGCCUCCAGUGGGCAAGGGGAAGACUGAUCAAUGUCACAGCUGCAGACCAACUUCUCAGCGACUUGGCUGAAUUAAUUCAGGAGGUCAGAAUGUCUUCUCAGCCCGGGCAACAGGGUAGUUUUGGCUACCAGGCACCGCUGGUUUUGAGUGGAGGUAGAGGUCGACCACAUUACUGUGUCACUCGGGAACAGCUGUCAUUCUUAAGGUCAUGUGGCUUCACUGCACCCCAGAUGGCAGAUAUUCUGCAUGUGUCUGUGCGUACAGUUAGACGACGUUUGAGACAGUUACACUGCACUCGCGCUUCAUUGUAUGCAGACUUGACCGAUUCUGCCCUAGAUGAACAUGUGCAAGACAUUGUGGCUGGCAAUGACCUAGUUGGUCCUGAGGCUGUGAGGGCAUCGCUGCAUGCAAGUGGACUCCGUGUGCAGAGAAGGAGAGUGCGAGCAAGCAUGAUUCGAUUAAAUCCUGGAGCUGCUGCGCUUCGAGCAGUUCUGCAGAGACCAGAGCGACGGUCUUAUCAGGUGGCAGGUCCAAACUCAUUGUGGCACAUUGAUGGAAACCACAAGCUGAUAAGGUGGCGGAUAGUUAUUCAUGGGGCUAUAGAUGGGUUUAGUCGCCUUGUGGUCUUCCUGCGUGCCUCCAACAACAACCGCAGCAGCACUGUGUUGGACAGCUUCAUCAGUGCUGUGAUCCACUAUGGCAUACCCUCCAGGGUCAGGACGGACAGAGGAGGUGAGAACAGCGCAGUCUGGCUGAUGAUGAACAUCUACAGAGGCUUUGACCGUGGCAGUGCUCUCCGAGGCCGGAGUACCCACAAUCAGAGAAUUGAGAGGCUCUGGGGUGAUCUCUGGCGUGGACUGACGAAUGUCUAUUAUGACUUAUUCCACCAUCUGGAGAGCGAGGGCAUCAUUAAUGUUGACAGUGAGAGGGACCUCUGGGCUCUCCAUUAUGUCUAUCUGCCAAGGAUCAACCGGGACUUAAACGACUUUACAAAUCAAUGGAAUAACCAUGGUUUGAGAACAGAGAGACACAUGAGCCCACUACAGAUUUUUGUUAGAGGCUGCCUUGAGCAACAGGGCCGACCAUCAACUGCCAUGCAGGACAUCUUUGUGGCCAGUGCUGCUGGUGGUGGUGGUCAAGAAGCUGCUGCUGGUGGUGGUGGUCAAGAAGCUGCUGCUGCUGCAGCUGGUGGUGGUCAAGAAGCUGCUGCUGCUGCAGCUGGUGGUGGUCAAGAAGCUGCUGCUGGAAUUCCUAGGACAGAAGAGCUGGAGUUGCUGCUAGACUGGCCAGAAAGACGGAUUACUGUGCCUGACAUCCAGUACAUGUUGGAAGGUCCUGUAAUGGAGGAAGUGCAAGCACGGUUCGACCCACUCAGUGGCCCCAGAGGAAAUCAUGGCAUACAGAUUAUCCGUGAUCUUGUAUCCUUUUUGGAUUCAGCGUUGGGAUCACAGGGACUUCACAGAUGAAGAUACAACGUGGAUGGCACCACUCAGAUGACUGGGAAGCCUAUCUGUCCCCAUCUCUUAAAAGAAGAGUAUCACCACAGCAGCCCCACUGUGCGCAUCCAGCCAGCCAGUUAAAGAGCUGAAGUUCAAACAGCCCCAAGAACUGAAGGUUUUGCCCAAGAACUUCCACUCACCCUACGAUGGACUGGACCACGAGUGAUGCCCGUCACCAGCUGGAGCCUCA